Conger conger (European conger) is the source of this 2291-nucleotide messenger RNA. It is a transcript of the gene clic2, whose product is annotated as chloride intracellular channel 2. Gene Ontology annotation, biological process: negative regulation of ryanodine-sensitive calcium-release channel activity; chloride transmembrane transport. Lineage: Eukaryota; Metazoa; Chordata; Actinopteri; Anguilliformes; Congridae. Bases 247 to 975 code for a protein of 242 amino acids. The record is from RefSeq and is a predicted model, not a curated record. Gene Ontology annotation, molecular function: chloride channel activity. The transcript is spliced from 6 exons.
CUGGAGAUACUGAAAGAUCGGCGGGGAGCGGUUACAUAUACAGCUUCCUGGAAUCCCCCCUCGGUGCAAGUAGUCAAAAGCAAAACGAAAAACCCUGCGUUCAUACCCAGCACAAGCCCUGUGUCCUCCUGCCAUGCGGAGCUGGGGUUGUCAGUAAGUUAGUAAUCUUGCCGGGGCACUUGUGGGACCACAUCUCAUCUUUACUUCACUGGAUCUACGGGAAGAUCGCAUUCACUGUGGGACAGCAUGGCUCUCAGAACCAGCAAAGGACCCAAUGUCGAACUUUUUAUAAAGGCUGGGGCAGAUGGAGAGAACGUGGGUAACUGCCCCUUCUGCCAAAGGCUGUUCAUGGUGCUGUGGUUAAAAGGAGUCAAGUUCACUGUGACCACUGUCGACAUGAAGAAGAAACCAGCAGAGCUCAAAGACUUGGCCCCUGGGACCAACCCUCCUUUCCUGCUAUACAACGGGGAGCUCAAGACUGACUUCAUCAAGAUAGAGGAGUUCCUGGAGCAAGUCCUGGCUCCACCCAGCUAUCCCAGCCUCAGCCCACUGAACAAGGAGUCCUUCAACGUCGGCGCUGAUAUUUUUGCCAAGUUCUCCGCUUUCAUCAAAAACAGCCCCACCAACACCUUCCAUGAGAAGGCCCUACUCCGGGAGUUCACGCGUCUGAACGACUACCUGAAUUCCCCACUCCCGGAGGAGAUAGACCACAACUCCACGGAGGACAUCCUCAUCUCCAAGAGGAAGUACCUGGAUGGAAACCGCCUGACGCUGGCUGAUUGUAACCUGCUGCCAAAGCUUCAUGUCAUCAAGGUUGCAGCCAAGAAGUACUGUGACUUUGACAUCCCCGAGCAUUUCACGGGCGUAUGGAGAUACCUGCAGAAUGCUUACGAGAGGGAGGAGUUCAGCCACACCUGUCCGGCCAAUGUGGAGAUCGAGAGGGCGUAUCUGACCGUGGCCAGCCAGAGGAAAUGAACACCUGCACAUGCCACGCACUCCAUGCCUACUCAGACUCCUGAACAGGAUGGAAGCUGAAUGAACCACCCUGAAGCUGAACUCUGAAUCCUUUAUGAAUAACUUUUUUUAUUGUUUUGAAUUAAUCAUGUCUUUCAAAGUGCUGCCUGGUGGUCCCUUCCUAAGAACCACCAUAGUCCUUCACCAUGAUCAAAAGAGUCAUUGACUCUCAGAAAUGAAUUGCCUUGUGUUUGAGCAAAGUAGAAUAAUAUUGUACAUGAAAUGCACUGUAGGGAAAAUUUGGUCAUCAAGAAAUUGUUUCUCAACUUCAUGAAUAAUAUUCAAUUUCAAUUACAUUUCACACUAAUGACCAUGUGUGCAUUUAACAGUAUAAAUAUUUUAGGAGCAUUAUGUUCAUAGUGUAAAUACAUAGAAUUAUAUAUUUUUCAUAUAUGUAUGAAUUGUAACCAUACCUGUAUAUUUAUUUUAGAUUGUUUAUGGUGUGACUUAAAAUUAGAUAAUGUAAAUUGGAUAAUGCAAGUAAAUAAUAAAACACCCUUAUGUAUUCACACACCACAUUUAGCACUGAAUACAGGAUUAGGGGCAAAAUGUCAAAGUGUCCAAAAACAUUAACACCACGUCUCCCCCAUUCAGUGGAUAGGCUGAGCAGUAUUUUUGUUUCAUUUGGGGGUGGCAUUAGCCCAGGCAGUAAGAGCAGUCGUCUAGCAGUCGGAGGGUUGCCGGUAUGAUCCUGCCCUGGGUGCGUCAAAGUGUCUCAGAGCAAGACAGCUAACGCCCAAAUGCUCCUGACGAGCUGGUUGGUACCUUGCAUGGCAGCCAAUCGCCGUUGGUAUGAAUGGAUGACUGAGAAGCAGCAAUUGUUGGAUAAAGGCGCUAUAUAAAUUCCAACCAUUUACCAUUUUAAUAGCAUGUACCUUUUAAUGCAAUUCAUCUCACCAUAACUAUAUGCUUACAAUUUUAAAAUACCUAUCAAUACAAUGUUUUUUAUUAUUUCUGUGCAUGUGUACACGUGAGCAUGCAAAUACAGUGCACAGUAUUUCAGUGUUUCACUUUUCAGUAUUUACUGUAUAUGGGACAUGUUUUUCUUCAGUAUAAAACUCUGUUGCCCCCUUGUGGAGAAAUAACUUUCAUCGCUUUUUCAAGUUGAUAUGUUCAUUCCGUUUUUUCUUUGUUUUCAUGACUGAUAAAUGCAGUUUGACACAGGACUGGUCUGGCGCUACACACACACACUCAAUCAUUUAAACCAUUUUUUACGGAGAUCUCUUUAUUGUCUGUCGCUGCUUUCAUUCAAAUAAAAAAUAUAAAUUUUUAUUCGA